AAACUGAUAAUAAUUAAAAAAUUGAAAUGAUAAGAGUUUCGGCGUGUGAUUGCCGUUUAGAAAUUAAAAUAUUCUAAAUAAUUACUUCUGAAAUCUUUUUCGAACUAUUACGUUGCUAAAUGAAAAUGGUGCUUUAAUCGUAGACCAACUCGUUAUCGUUGCUGUGAUUGAAAAACUUCGCGAUGAUCGUCUUAAAAAGUCCUUCACUCCGUCGCCUCAACAACUUACGGAAUCAUACGAAUUUUCAUUCGAAACGAUGCAGUAGCUCAGCAACCAAGCUAUACGAACCUGCCGACGAAGAUACCAUCAGGACAGCUGCCCUUAAACCGUUGAAAAAAGAACCUCCCAGACCUCCGUUUGUAAAAACUUUAUUCUCCGGUCGAGUCGACACUAAUCUGCUCGCUUAUCCGGAAGUUCUCGGCGAACGACGUCUAAAACUACUAGAUGCUAAUACAGAAAUACUCAAGCGUAUGGUAUCCGAACACGUAAAUCCCAAAGAAUCCGAUACUAUUUGCGACAUUCCUGAAAAAACAAUCGAACUAAUCCGUAAUUUGAAACUAUUCGGUAUGUCAGCUCCAGCAAAAUACGGCGGGUUGGAAUUAACUCAUACAGAACGUGCCAGAAUGUACGAAGUUCUCUCAGAAGAUCCAUCUCUAGCUGCUAUGAUAUUCAGUCAAGAAGUAUUGGGUCAUAAGUUGAUCAAUCAGUACGGAAACGAUCAUCAGAAGGAAAAGUAUCUUAGGAAACUCGCUUCAGGAAAAUCAUUCGUUGCUUACUGCGCAAACGAACAAGAAUCUGGUGCAGACGUAGCUUCUAUGAGCACUUACGCAGUUAGAUCUAGCGACGGAUUUAUAAUUAAUGGUUCCAAAGUUUGGGUCAUGAAUGCUGAUAAAGCAGACGUCUUUAUUGUGUUUGCCCGGAUAAAAGAAGGAAAUCAGUCGCUUAAUAGAUAUUAUUCUGAAGAAAAUGAAAAAGAAGGCGAUUUCGACGUCGAUGAUAUCGGCGUAUUUUUGGUAGAUAAACAAACGCCCGGAAUUACCGUCGGUGAACGAAAAGAUACUUUGGGAGUUCGAGGUCUACACAUGUGCGAUGUUGAAUUCAAAAAUGUGGUAGCGAAGCAGACAGAUAUAUUGGGCGAUGUUAAACAAGGUUACGAUAUUGCCAGACAAUUCAUCGUAGAAGAUCGUUAUCUAAUCGGUGUCCUGGGUUUAAACAUAUUACGCAAAAUGCAGAAAGAAAUGACCGAGUAUUCCAUACGACGAAAAGUCUUCGGCGAUAAUUUGUGUAAUUACGGUUUAACACAAAUGAAACUCGCCCGCAGUUCUAUGAAUAUUUACGUUAUCGAAAGCUUGAUAUAUUUCACCACCGGAUUAUUAGACACGUACGAAGAAGCCGAUUGCGAAUUAGAAAACGCUAUAACUAAAGUGAUGUGUAGCGAAUUAGCCUGGCAAACGAUUACAGACGGUAUGAACCUGCUUGGCGGUCAAGCUUACAUUAGAAAUCAGCCGUCCGAAAGAUAUUUCAGAGAUAUGAAGAUCUUGUCGAUGUUUGAUGUUAGCGACGAAGUUCUCAAAAUGUACAUAGCCUUGUGUGGGCUGAAGUACAUUUGUAACGAUAUCAACGAUGACGUAGUCCGUGCUCGCAACCCAUACUAUCAUCCUAAAGAGAUGCUUAAGAAAUUCUAUAGUACCUUUAGAGUAGAGUCAAAAAAUCCCAAGCUAUAUCUGAAACUUUACGAAUACUUACAUCCUGCCUUAUGUUUCAUUAGCGAAAUAAUAGAAGCGUGCAUUUUACGAUUUGAAUUCGGCUUAGCAAGGGCUUUAUACAGAGACGGUACGUUAAUAGUGAAUGAUCAGUUUCAACUAUGUCGAGUGGCUGAUGGUGCCAUGCUAAUUUAUGCCAUGAUUGCCUGCAUCAGUAGAGCUUCGAGAUCGAUUUGUAUAGGAUCCAAUAAUGCUGAUGAGGAAGUUGUCAUCGUCGAAGCUUUUGUUAAAGAAUGUAAACCCAAAAUAGAAGAAAUUGUUGAAGCUCUCACUCAUGGAGAUACUUAUGUUACUGAUGCUUUUCAUAAAAAAAUAGGUGAAAAAACAGUCAAAUAUAAAGGCUACUACGCCGAAGAUCCGUUGAAACUUAAUUAUUAAGUUGUAUAGUUAUUGUAAAAUAAAUUCGUUUUUCAACGUU
Messenger RNA from Planococcus citri (citrus mealybug), 2181 nucleotides. RefSeq names its product complex I assembly factor ACAD9, mitochondrial-like. The record is from RefSeq and is a predicted model, not a curated record. The transcript has a single exon. The coding region runs from base 183 to 2141 and encodes 652 amino acids. Lineage: Eukaryota; Metazoa; Arthropoda; Insecta; Hemiptera; Pseudococcidae. Gene Ontology annotation, molecular function: flavin adenine dinucleotide binding; acyl-CoA dehydrogenase activity.